This is a messenger RNA of Pseudoliparis swirei, 1873 nucleotides long. It is a transcript of the gene cct4, whose product is annotated as chaperonin containing TCP1, subunit 4 (delta). Gene Ontology annotation, biological process: protein folding. Gene Ontology annotation, cellular component: chaperonin-containing T-complex. The record is from RefSeq and is a predicted model, not a curated record. The transcript is spliced from 13 exons. NCBI's taxonomy places the organism in Eukaryota, Metazoa, Chordata, Actinopteri, Perciformes, Liparidae. Bases 112 to 1716 code for a protein of 534 amino acids. Gene Ontology annotation, molecular function: ATP binding; ATP hydrolysis activity; ATP-dependent protein folding chaperone.
ACUUUUCAUCCGAGUCCAUCCGAAGCCGAACCACCGUAUUUCAGCACCGGGACCUCGUCAGUCCUAUUCAGAAAACACCUCUCGACAUCUUGCACCGAUUCUCGAGUCAAAAUGCACGAAAUGAUGGCAGCACCGAGAGUUAACAUGGGUAGAAACAAAGGGAUGUACGUGGACCGCGACAAGCCGGCCCAGAUUCGGUACAGCAACAUCUCUGCAUCAAAAGCUGUUGCGGACGCCAUCAGGACCAGCCUGGGGCCUAAAGGCAUGGACAAGAUGAUCCAGGAUGAGAAAGGUGACGUGAUCAUCACCAACGACGGUGCCACCAUCCUGAAGCAGAUGCAGGUUCUCCACCCCGCAGCCAAAAUGAUGGUGGAACUGUCCAAAGCCCAGGACAUUGAGGCCGGAGACGGCACCACCUCUGUGGUGGUGAUUGCUGGCGCUCUGCUGGACGCCUGCUCCAAACUGCUGCAGAAAGGUAUCCACCCCACCACCAUCUCCGAGUCCUUCCAGAAGGCCGUGGAGAAAGGCGUGGAGGUGCUGACCGGCAUGAGCCGGCCGGUGCUGCUGAGCGACCGCGAGACGCUGCUCAACAGCGCCACCACAUCGCUGUGCUCCAAGGUCGUGUCCCAGUACUCCAGCCUGCUGGCGCCCAUGAGCGUGGACGCCGUCAUGCGCGUCAUCGACCCGGCCACCGCCACGGGCGUCGACCUGCAGGACAUCAAGAUCAUCAGGAAGCUCGGAGGCACCAUUGAUGACUGUGAGUUGGUGGACGGCCUGGUGCUGAACCAGAAGGUCGCCAACAGCAGCAUUUCCCGGGUGGAGAAGGCCAAGAUCGGCCUCAUCCAGUUCUGCCUGUCUCCUCCCAAAACUGAUAUGGACAACCAGAUCGUGGUCUCUGACUACGCCCAGAUGGACCGCGUCCUGCGGGAGGAGCGCUCCUACAUCCUCAACAUGGUGAAGCAGGUCAAGAAGGCCGGCUGCAACGUGCUGCUCAUCCAGAAGUCCAUCCUCAGAGACGCUCUGAGCGACCUCGCCCUGCACUUCCUCAACAAGAUGAAGAUCAUGGUGGUGAAGGAGAUCGAGAGGGAGGAGAUCGAGUUCAUCUGUAAGACUCUGGGCACCAAGCCCAUCGCCCACAUCGACCACUUCACCCCAGAGAUGCUCGGCACAGCGGAGCUGGCUGAGGAGGUCAGCCUGGACGGCUCCGGCAAGCUCAUCAAGAUCACAGGCUGCACCAGCCCCGGGAAGACUGUGUGCAUCGUGGUCCGAGGCUCCAACAAGCUGGUGAUCGAGGAGGCGGAGCGCUCCAUCCACGACGCGCUGUGCGUCAUCCGCUGCCUGGUCAAGAAGAGGGCUCUGAUCGCGGGCGGCGGCGCUCCGGAGAUCGAGCUGGCAGUGCGCCUCGCCGAGUACGCGCGUACUCUCGCCGGCAUGGAGGCGUACUGCGUGCGGGCGUACGCCGACGCCCUCGAGGUGAUCCCUUCGACGCUGGCCGAGAACGCCGGCCUGAACCCCAUCUCCACGGUGACGGAGCUCCGCAACAGGCACGCCCAGGGAGACACAAUGGCCGGCAUCAACGUCCGCAAGGGAGGAAUCUCCAACAUCCUGGAGGAGCAGGUGGUGCAGCCGUUACUGGUUUCCAUCAGCGCUCUGACCCUCGCCACAGAGACGGUCCGCUGCAUCCUCAAGAUCGACGACAUUGUGAACUGCCGAUAGAGAUUUGAGCCUGUCCAGUGAGUUUUGUCCACGAAGGUCGUACUGCGAAGGGAUCGGAGGAUUCUUUCCACGUCUUGUCUGUUCAGAUUUCCGCUGUAGUUGUUACGUUGCGUAAUUAAAUAAUAAUAAAAAGGCUUCUUUUUCUGUUGACACUCCA